This is a messenger RNA of Phialemonium atrogriseum, 1212 nucleotides long. RefSeq lists its product as uncharacterized. The transcript has a single exon. NCBI's taxonomy places the organism in Eukaryota, Fungi, Ascomycota, Sordariomycetes, Cephalothecales, Cephalothecaceae. Bases 497 to 1147 code for a protein of 216 amino acids. The record is from RefSeq and is a predicted model, not a curated record.
CUUAAACAUGCAUGUCUCGUCGCCUGCAUGUCUAAGCUCUCGUCACCCCGGUAGUCGGCAAUACUGUGGCCGAAGCCAACCUCAUCGCAAUCAUGAUUUCCCGAAGGCGUGGACUUAUAAUAGGAAGGACAAGAACUAAUAGGCAUCCACUGUCACACCGCCUAAUCAUCAAAACAAAGCACACCACUGGAGUGCCUCUCGAAGCAGGAUCCGUCCCGCACUUACCAAACGGUCCAGGCCGGGAUAUAGCCCGAUCGGCCUCGUCCGGGAGGAAGACAAGAAUGUCGGGGAAUGUAGUCAUGUCAAUAUGUCGGUCCGAACGGCUGGGGUCGGACUUCGGACUUCGGCCGUUAGGCCCACAUGAAGAGGUGGUUGCCAUCUCCGAUAUCCAUUUCUACUGACACUUGACAGGGGAUAGAGGCGAGUGCUUCAAGGCGAAGGGCAGUCCGCGUUGGCUAGCCGAAGUCUACAAGCAGGCGCACUCGCAGAGAUUCCGAUGCUGGAAAGAGAAACUAGGAACCACAGACGACAUCUGUUUGAACAACCUGCCAUGCCAACGACUCGGCAUCAAGUCGGAAAAAGGAAUUGCAGGGGGAAGUUGCGGGGAUUAGUCGAAAUCCGCCUCAAGCCAACCCAAGGCUCUAUCGUUUCGGGCUUUAGCGAAGGUAGUUGCCAUUCAACUUCUAAAGCGUAUAAGUUGAGGUUUUCACACACCGCUCACCGCCCACCGCCCACAAGUACGGUGGGGUUCAUCGCCGGAUCCCAUCGACGGAGGCGCCAAGGCCCACUGCGGAUUGCCUUCCCCACACUUCCCCGGAUCUCCUUUAAGGUAUAUCUUACCUACCUCUGCAUAUGCUGUGUAGAGAGUCGACAUCUCAGCCUUGUGAAACUGAUGCUCCAGUUCCCUGUUGCUGUCUACGGUUUGAAGGAAAUGACAAAACUCCCAUGGUGUUUUCCCGGAGAGAAAGUUUGGCCAUCGCCGACCAAGGCGAGUCGGUGCCAGGGAGUUACCCAUUGGCGGAACGAGAAGGAUUCGGCUAGGGAAAUUGCUCCGGCCAGCUCUCAUCAUGUUCCGACAGCGGACGGACACAUCCCGUGUCGCAGGCCAGAGCUCGGUAGAGGCCGGUUAGGCUUGGCUGCAUCAUAACCCCAAAGACGGGUAACGGUAUCGAAUACGCAGUAACAGGGCGGUCAGGAUUGCGGAACAAUUCU